This is a messenger RNA of Darwinula stevensoni, 1123 nucleotides long. The record is from the annotation of a GenBank genome assembly. NCBI's taxonomy places the organism in Eukaryota, Metazoa, Arthropoda, Ostracoda, Podocopida, Darwinulidae.
AUGAAGGUGGUGGAGCAGUAUGUGAAGAAUUUCCUGGAUGUGUACCAGAGGGAGCCAAAGUUCCUGUUCACCUUCCAGGGAAUGCUGUCACAUGAUGAUUACAACCGUAUUGGAGCAGUAGAUAAUGACUUCUUGGUCUUCCUGCAAUGGCUCAAUGAUUCAGGACAUCUCAAUAACACCCUCCUCAUUGUCAUGAGUGAUCAUGGCCACAGGCAAGAUCUCUUUGAGUAUAUUACAAGAGAUGCACUCAAGUACACUGCAGUGGGACAAAAGGCCAUAUUCCUGGCCAAAAUAAAAAAGUUUGCAGAAUUCAGGGCCACUCACCAAGGGAAGAUGGAGGAGCGCAUGCCCUUCUUUUCCUUCCGUUUCCCCUCCUGGUUCCACCAAAAAUAUCCCAAGGCCAUGGCCAAUUUCAGGCGAAAUGUGGAGCUCCUGUCAACUCCUUUUGACAUUCAUGAGACACUCCUGAAUGUAAUACACUUCAAGGGAGAAGACCACAGGAAUGAUGUUGAGCAGAGAGCCCUCAGCCUCUUUGCACCAAUCCCAGUGGAGAGAACAUGUGGGAAUGCAUUCAUUGAGCCUCAUUGGUGUGCCUGCCUCCACUGGAAACCCAUCCCAAAUUUCAAGGUUGACCCCAUGGUUCAGCGUGUUGCGCAACAUGUCAUCAACACCAUUGAUGAGUUCAACCAGAACUCAGGUGGACAGGACCUGUGUGCCAGGCUUCAAUUGGGUGACACCCUCUGGGCUGCAGUCUUUCACUCUAGUCCAAAACUGCUGGAGUUCAAGAAAACAGUUGACAAGGAUGGCUUCGUGGCAGAGUUGGAUUCACAGAGUGCAACCAAGGCCAGUUAUAUUAUAUACCAAGUGAGUGUGAGGGCAAGUCCUGGUGAGGGUCUCUUUGAGGCAUCCAUCACCCAUCACAUUGAUUCUGACUCCCUACAUGUUAAGAUGGAGGACAUUGGACGAAUCAAUAAAUAUGGACCCCAAGCCCGCUGCCUUUCAGAUCGGUUAGAGCAUCUUCGCAAGUUCUGCUACUGCCUUCAUGACUAAAUUCCUCCUACUCCAUUCAUCCUGCAUUCCAUGGAAAAAAUAUCAAGGUUUAUGCCACUUUGAAGAAGGGACU